UGCAAUAUCCUGAUUGAGAGAGUUUAUCCUUACUUUUAUGUCGGUGCAGGUUUCUGCCUUCUUGGCAGGGUUGUUCCAUUCCGGUUUGAUCAGGAGGGCGCUAGUUGUCGCCCCUAAGACACUUCUCACUCAAUGGAUCAAGGAGCUUUCGGUUGUCGGCCUCAGCCACAUGAUCUACGAGUACUAUGGUUCCAACAUGAAUAUUCGUGAUAAUGAGCUUCAACAUGCCUUCAAGGAGGGAGGUAUCGUAUUGACAACAUAUGAUAUUGUCCGGAUCAAUUACCAUCUAAUAAGAGGUGACUUCUAUAAUGAUGCCGGCGACGAGGAGGAGGAGGACUUUUGGAAUUAUGUUGUUCUUGAUGAGGCACAUUAUAUCAAGAACCCCAAUACACAAAGAGCCCAAAGCUUAUUUGAAAUAUCUUGUGUCCAUCGGAUUGCCAUUAGUGGAACACCUAUUCAAAAUAACUUGAUGGAAAUGUGGGUGAUUUUAAAUUUUUGUUGCCCAGAAGCCUUGGGUGAUAAGGAAGAGUUCAGAACAAGGUAUCAACGGUCUAUCAGUCGUGGAAAUGACAAGAACGCUAGCAAUCGAGAGAAGCACAUAGGGUCAAAUGCAGCGAAGGAAUUAAGAGAACGGAUAAAGCCAUAUUUCUUGCGACGCAUGAAAAGUAAAGUGUCCCUUGAGACUGGGUUGACAGGUGAUAAAAAGCUUCCAAAGAAGGAUGAGCUAAUUAUCUGGCUGAAAUUAACAGAUUGCCAGAGACGUCUAUAUAAAGCUUUUCUUAACAGUGAGCUAGUUCAAUUUGAAUCGGAAGGAAAUCCCUUGGCUGCUCUUAAUGUAUUGAAAAAAAUAUGUGAUCACCCACUGAUAUUAACUCAGAGAGCUGCUGAGGACAUCUUGGAAGGCAUGGAUGGAGAUUUUAGUACUCGGGAUAUAGUGAUGGUUGAAAAAAUGGCCAUGAACCUCACAGAUAUGGCUCAUGAUGAUGAUGCAGUACAAUUCAGUCAGGAAGUCUCAUGCAAGUUAUCUUUUAUCCUGUCUUUGUUGCCGAAUCUUCUUGAAGAGGGCCACCAUGUUCUGAUAUUUUCUCAGACUCGUAAAAUGCUAAACUUUAUUCAGGAAGCUAUAAUAUUAGAGGGCUACGACUGUUCUCGCAUGGAUGGUGGCAUCACUGGUAUUUCCGAGAGGGAAAGGAUUGUGAAGCAUUUUCAAGAGGGCUAUGGAGGUCAAAUAUUUUUACUGACCACAAAAGUCGGUGGUCUUGGACUUACACUCACCAAGGCAGCUCGUGUCAUACUAGUUGAUCCUGCAUGGAAUCCAAGUACAGAUAAUCAGAGCAUUGAUCGGGUUGAUCGAAUUGGACAGACCAAAGAAGUGAUUGUGUACCGCUUAAUGACCUCUGCAACUGUCGAAGAAAAGAUGUAUAAAUCGCAGGUCCUCAAGGGUGCUUUGUUUAGGGCAGCCACGGAGAAGAAAGAACAGAGACGUUACUUCAGCCAGAGUGAAAUUCAAGAGCUUUUUAGUCUGCCGAAACAAGGUUUUGAUGUUUCCCUUACCCAGAAACAAUUGCAAGAAGAGCAUGGAGAGCAGCUUGACAUGGACGAGUCGUUGCGGGAGCACAUCCAGUUUCUGGAGAAGCAAGGAAUAGCAGGUGUGAGUCAUCACAGCCUCCUAUUUUCAGAAACAGAAAUCUUGCCGAUGUUGAGUGAGAACGAUGCUCCGGGCAGGGGUGCCCAUGCUAAGCCAAAGGUCGAGUGCUUCACUGCUAAAACACACUUGGCAGGCAAGAACACAGAUUCAGAUAUCCCCGAAGAAAUCAACCGGCUGUCGGAAACCCUCGCAAGCACGACGCUGGAGCCGAGGCUGCCUCAGUGUGGAGACAGGACAUAUGGUUUGGAUGACGAAAAGCUGGCGGUGAUCGCCGAGUCGUCGUCGUCGCCGUCCAAGGAAGUGGUCUGCUAA
Messenger RNA from Triticum aestivum (bread wheat), 1960 nucleotides. Its product is annotated as SNF2 domain-containing protein ENL1. Lineage: Eukaryota; Viridiplantae; Streptophyta; Magnoliopsida; Poales; Poaceae. The transcript is spliced from 17 exons. The coding region runs from base 38 to 1960 and encodes 640 amino acids. Gene Ontology annotation, molecular function: ATP binding; DNA translocase activity. The record is from RefSeq and is a predicted model, not a curated record.